UCAAAAGUCGUCCAAGACUCUCUCAGUUCCUCUUCACUGCAGUGGAGCAGCAGCGGAGCCUUCGUCACAAUGUUUUUUCUGUCACUUCUGUUGGUGCUUCUGCCGCCUCCAUCACUCUUUUACUCUUUAAAGAACUGCACAGCCGACUUCUAUGACCAAACUAAAAUAGACUGUACAAAAAAUGACUUGACCACAAUUCCCUCUGACAUUCCCAAAAGUGCUACUCUGAUAGCUCUGACUAAAAACCGCAUCCAGACAAUCAGACAGACUGAUCUGAGAGGCUUCACACAACUUAAGACUUUACGUUUAAGAAAUAACCAUAUUUCACUCAUAGAGGACGGGGCUUUUAUAGAUCUAUCAUCAUUAACUCAUCUGAAUCUGGCGGUAAAUAAUUUAGAAAACCUGACAGACAACAUGUUUAAGGGACUGUCCAACUUGAUUUUUCUUGAUUUGUCAUUUAAUCUUUUUAGAAACAUUUCAAAGUUUGUGUUUGAGCCUUUGAAUUCACUGGAGGAACUGUACAUGUCUGAGGUUUACCCUGUGGAUUUGACUAAUAUAAUUUCUCACACUCCGUCUAUAAGGAUUUUAUCCGGAGAUGUACAAUCAUUUGAAGACAAACUUUGUCCAUUCCCUCUCCUGAACCUUACAACGUUGCAGUUGAAUGACAGGUCACUAAAAAAGUUCAGUGUUCACUCUAAUGUUUUGCCUCAGUUAAAAUAUCUUAUUUUAUGGAGUGACAGUGUUGAAUUUGAAUGGGAUGUACCAAAUAAAGCAGUUUUGAAAAGCUUGAGGCAUUUAAUUUUUGCUGAUCCAGGAUUAACAACAGAGAGAUAUCUGUCCAUUUUACAAAGUGUUGAUUCAGUGGAGUUUCUUGAGUUCAACAGUCAAAGAAGUCCAUUUUACCAAAGUGUGAUGGAUGCAGCGUGCACUAUUCCAUCUUUACAGAAGUUGGGAAUAACGUUAACAUACUUACCUAUGAUAAAUGACUCUUACCUACAGUCCUGUUCUAAUCUCACUGAACUGUUUUUUUACAUAAAUUCAAUGCGGGAGCUAUCAGAGUCCUCCCUCCGAAUGUUAACACGUCUCACAAGACUCAACAUAGAGAAAAAUGAUUUAGCCCGAAUACCCACAGCCAUCAGAAACCUAUCCACCCUCACACAUCUGUCCUUUCAAUCCAACCACAUUACAAAACUUCAGUGUUCAGAUUUUUUUAAUUUGCCAAUGUUAACAGAACUGAAUCUUAAUUCCAACAAAAUUUCUAAACUUAAAAAAUGUGUAUUGAAGGAGCUUAAGAAUAUAAAAGUACUUUAUCUUGAAAAUAAUGCUUUUUCUACUUUAGACAAUACUUUUGGAAUCAGUUUUCCCAAUUUGGCCAAUUUCAGUGCUGAAGAAAACUACCUUGUCUUAGUUCACAAAGAAACUUUUAAUAACAUGUUAAAUCUUACAGAUUUAAACAUAAAAUCAAAAUCAGCAACUAAUGUGGAGAACGGUGCUUUUGAUGGACUUUUGAAUCUGAGACAUUUGACUUUUUCUCAAAAGUACCAAAGUGGAGGCGUUAUUUCAGGUUUGGGACAUCUGGAACGUCUUGUUGUGUUCAUCUCAACUAACGAACAAACUGUGGUCUCAAAGCCAAUGACUUUUAACAUUUCUUCUCUUCAAGAGUUAACCAUCGAAGUGGACAGAAACGUGUGUAUUGAUCAGGCUCUGUGUAAUCUUCACAACAUGACAAAUCUACAGGUGUUUUCGCUGGACACAUUUUGCUGUUACAUUCCUUCAGACACAUUUUUGGAAGCUCCGCACUUACAAAACGUCACAAUUACCAACUGUGUGGAGUUUAGUCCAGACCCGGACCUGUUCAAAACAAUUUCAGAAUUAAAAUUUCUAGACUUGUCUCACAAUAAAAUUCAAAAUUUGAAUUUUUUCUCUACAUCUACUCUAACCAAACUGGAAAAAUUGAUUUUAAGAAACAAUAAGUUACGAAUCAUCAAUGAGACAAUUUUUGAGACUCUUCCUUCACUGAAAUACCUCGACUUGUCUGAGAACCCAUUUGCAUGUGACUGUUCAAAUGCAGGGUUCAUUAUAUGGGUGAUCAAAAACAAACAGGUUCAAGUGGUCAAUGCUUUUCAGUACAGAUGCUCCUCUCCUUUGUCUCUAGAUGGACAGUUUCUGCUAGACUUUAAAGUGCAGUUGUGCUGGGAGGGGACUAGGCUCUUCUGCUUCCUGUUUAGCUCUGGUCUGGUCCUGUUCACUCUCCUCUCAUCGUUCAUCUAUCACUUUAUGCGCUGGCGACUGGUCUAUGGCUUCUAUCUGCUGCAGGCUUUUCUCUAUGACAGUAAAAAGAAGAAACAAGAAAGUCCUAGUGUCUAUGAUGCAUUUGUGUCCUACAAUGUUCACAAUGAGGACUGGGUUUACGGAGAGUUAGUUCCUGAACUGGAGGAGCAGCAGGGAUGGAAGCUGUGUCUGCACCAUCGUGACUUUCAACCAGGGAAACCGAUCAUUGAGAACGUCACAGACGCCAUCUACAGCAGCAGAAAGACUCUGUGUGUGAUCAGCAGCCACUACCUCCAGAGUGAGUGGUGCUCCCGGGAGAUUCAGUUGGCCAGCUUCCGUCUGUUCGAUGAGAAGAAGGAUGUGCUGAUCCUGUUGUUUCUGGAGGAGCUCUCAUCCAAUCAACUGAGUCCAUUCUACCAAAUCAGGAAGUUAGUGAAGAGCCACACAUAUCUGAGCUGGAACCAGGCCCGUGGGAGUAAGGCACUGUUCUGGGAGAAAGUCCAAAGAGCUCUGGAGAGUGGACACAACCCUGUGGCCAACCCCAACCCACAUGCUACUAACCUGUAA
Molecule: messenger RNA, 2838 nt
Organism: Periophthalmus magnuspinnatus
Lineage: Eukaryota; Metazoa; Chordata; Actinopteri; Gobiiformes; Gobiidae
Product: toll-like receptor 13
Exons: 4
Coding region: 70-2838 (922 amino acids)
Biological process (GO): inflammatory response; toll-like receptor signaling pathway; immune response
Cellular component (GO): membrane
Molecular function (GO): protein binding; transmembrane signaling receptor activity
Source: RefSeq, a predicted model, not a curated record